Molecule: messenger RNA, 4941 nt
Organism: Tetrahymena thermophila SB210
Lineage: Eukaryota; Ciliophora; Oligohymenophorea; Hymenostomatida; Tetrahymenidae
Exons: 9
Molecular function (GO): protein binding
Source: RefSeq, a predicted model, not a curated record
AUGAGCUAAGGCUAGAAACAAUAAUAACGAACAUAAAAUGGAAUCGAAGAGCAAAAGGAAGAUUAACGCCCUAUGAACUAAGUAAGUUAAUUUAAGAGAGGGAACUAGAACCCAAUGUUAAAUUUUAGAGAUAUGAAUGAGUAAAUCUAAAUCGGUUAUAAUAAUCAAGAAAAUAGAUUGAUUAAAAAUCAGCCAUCAUUAGUUUAAUAACAACCUAAUCCUUAAUAACCUGUUCAAAAUCAAUAAUAGUUAGAAAAUGCUCUAGAUUAAAGCUAAAAAUAAACUCAAAUAAACAAAAAUUUAAGCCAGAAUAAUGUAAAUAAUCCAAGCUAAGUAUCUUAGAAUGUUAAUAAUAUUUUAAGUAAAGCUUCUGAUAAUUAGCAGCUACCUUAAUUCUAUGGCAAAAUAAAAAAGAAGAGUAGAAUCUUGAAAAUGUUCAAAGAUAUAUUCAUUUUUAUUCAUAAUGGGUACAUGGGAUAUGUAAAAAGUAAGGACGGUUAAGAUAAAAAGUUUGAAUAGAAACACUAAGCAAAAAAUAAAAGAAAUAAUGACAGUUUUAAUGUAACUUGGAAAUAGUUCAAGCAAGAUUUUUCUAAAUCUAUUCUUAAAUUUGUUAAAAUUGAAGACCUGAAAAUAGAAGACUCUUAGAAUUCUAAAUAGAAUUAAUACUUCUUUGAAAUUUACUUUCCAACUUCUAAGCUAGUAAAAGAGUCAAAAAACAUAGAACUGAUGAAUUUUCAUUAGCUAGAAUCAGAAUAUGUUUCUGAAUAACAAGGAUAAGUUUAAAAUAAUGAAAAUUUGAAAAAAGACUCUCCUAAUACUACAAUUUGGUAUUUUCAAGCAAACUCUAUCAAUUAAUUAAAUGAAAUAAAAAGAUGUAUAAAUGAAACAAAAAAUCCUCCUAAUUAAUAGCAAAAUAAAGAGGCAGAGAAAAAGGUUAGGGACCUUGAAAAAGAAUAAAGAGAAAAGCUUGAACAAUAUAAAAAAAAUCAAGAAGAAGGAUUGAAGAUUCUUCAAGAGGAAAGAAAAAAAAUGGAAGAAAAUGAAAGACUAAAAAAGGAAUAGGAGGAAAAAGAAAUAGAGGAGCUUGAAAGAAAAAAGAAAGAAUAGUUACAAAUACAAAGGGAAGUUGAAGAAUAAAAUUUGAAAAAAAAAUUAGAAAAUAUGAAAAUUGGAGAAAAGCUAAAGACUGCAUGGAAUUAUUAAUGGAUGAGAUCGAUUGAAGAAAACAUUCACCAAACUCAUUAAAUAGCUAAAAUAUAUUAGAAAUCUUAGUACAUGAUACACUCUUAAUUUGCUUUUAUUGAAACUUGCUAAAAUUAUCUAAAAGAAAUUAUUUUCAAUAGAGCUCUGAGAGAGGAUUUGUAAACAAUAAUCUCUAUAAAUUAGAAUAUUGUUAAGACUAUCGAUCCUUAGUUAUCAUAAUUCACUUCAUAAAAAGACUCUUUUGUAAAAUGCUAUCAUUUGUAAAAUAUUUUGUUCAAAGUAGUUUUUUACAAUGGAUCACAUUAAAUGCAACUAAUUGAUUUUGUUGUAAAUUAGUUUAAACAAGAAUUUAAACUAUACAAUCAACUUACUGAUGAUAUUUUUGAAAUAUUGGCUUAUGAUAACUACUAUCAGUUAAGGACACCUUAGUGCUGUUUGAUAGAAUUUGCUGGGUGUAUUUCUUUGUGUGUCGCCUUAGAAAAUGUGGAUAUUAAGUUACUAUCAAAAUCUGAAAAAAUAGUCACAUUGCAAUAUGAUGAAAAGAUAAAGCUAAGAUAAGAAUUGAAUCCUAUUUAUAAAUAGAAUUCAAGUAAGGAAACAGAAUUAUAAAAUAAAAAAUAAUAAGAUGAUAAAAAUUAAAACAAAUAAGAAAAAAAAGAGGAAGAAGAUCCAGAAGAAAAAAAAUAUGAAGAAAUAUUAAAAUAAAUGAUAAAAGAAGAGUAUAAUAUAACUUUAUCAGACUAGAAUAAUCUAAAGGUUUUAGGUUCUGAGAAUGAAAGUGAUUUUAAAGAAGAAAAUAAUAAAAUUGAAGUCUCCUCAAUUUUAAAAACAUUGAUAAAUCAUUAAAGAUCAAAUAACAAAUAGUAUAUUAUAGAUUUAGAGUUAAGUAAUUACUUACUCUAUUUGCUUGAUGACAAUUUGUAUGAAAGUUUUUCUAAAUUUAAUGAAUUAAUAGGUUAAGUUAGUAUUUAUCCUAAGCACACAAAAACUGUUAUAAUUUAUUUUAAGCUGUCUUUAAAUACACAAAUUAAAAGCAUUUAGCAUAUAGUUCCAGAAAAAAAAGAUUUUGAGAACACUUUCUCUUUUAAUAUAAAUAACGCACAGAGUUCAAGCUCAACCGUAAUGCAAAAAUUAAGUGAUAUCAAAUCUCAGAAAAGCAAUUAGUCCAACACAAAUACAUAAAUACAGCUACCUUUUCAAUAUGAUAUUAGUUAGAGUCAAAACUUAGAAAAAGCUUAAAAAGAUUUAGCUUUGAAGUACUUCUUGAACGAUAUGUUAAAUUUAAAACUUUCAAUAUUAGAGCCGGCAUAAUUUCGACAGUAUUUAAAAAAAUAUGGAAUAAAAUGCAGCGAAUUAUUCGAAUUAAUUCCAUAUUUAAAAUAUUUUUAAUUAGGACUAUAGCAUAUUUAUGUUUAAAUAUUAAGUAGAAUAAUUAAAAAAUAGUUUAGGUACUAUAUUUAUUUUAAAAUCUAAGAGUUUUAAUCUUCAAUGAAUUCGUUAGAGAGUCAAAUUUAGGAUUAAAAAGUUAAAAUUGAUAUAAUUAAUUAGGAAAUAAACAAGUUAUAAAUUUAAGAUAAAGAAAUGGAGUAAGAUAUACAAAAAUUAAAUAACUAAUUAGAAUAAAGCAAAAGUAAUUGGUAAGGUGAGGAUAGCAGUUUUUUGAUAUAAAUUCAAUAAAUUAGCUUAAGUUAAUAAUCAAUAAAAUAAUAAAUUAAUGAUUUAAAUAAAAAUCUUUAUAAUGAAAUAAAUUAUUUUAACUCCCUUCUCUCUGGAGAUCCUAGUGAAGAUUAAACUUAGUAUUUUUUAUAAAAUAAUUCAUAAUAUUAGGAUUCUUCUCCUUAAAUUAACAAAAAAUUGACUCUGAGAAAUAAAUCUGAAUCUCUUUAUUCUAAAACUUUUUCUCUAAAAGAUUUAGAUAAAAAAAAUUAUAAGAAGAUUAAAACUAAAUUUGAUAUCUACCUGAUCGAAAAUAUCAGAUAGUUUAUUAAAUAAGUUUACUUUGAUUAUAAUUUAUAAAACUCUAAAUUAUCUUACUGGUAAAGCAAUAUAGAUCCUGUGCUUUAAGAAAGAGGAAUUGAAAUUCAAAAAUAAAUUAUCCCAAAUGGGUUGUUUUUUUAAGAAAUUUGUAAAUAAAUUGGUGUAGAAAGUAAACCUUCUGAAAAAAUAAAUUUAUUUGACUUCGCUGGCAGCACAAGCAUAAUAAUUGUAAAGCCGUUUGUAAAAAUUAAAUAAUAUGUAAAUAAGUAAUCUACUAUCUAUUAACUUGAAGAAGACUUCGAUAAGAAUUUGUCUUCUCAUUUAUUCAUGGUGACACAGUCAACAAUAGACCUAAAAUUUUAAAUAUCGUAAACUUACAGUAAUGUUAUAAAUGAGUAUAAAAUCAACUCUUAAAAAGAUAAUGAUCCAUCAGCUUUAAUUGAAAAAAGUGAGGAUGUUUUGUAAUCAAAAAGUGCAAUUCCUUAACACCAUUCAUAAGAAUAAUAAAAUAAAAUCCUUUUAGGUAUGUAACAAAACAUUUUAUAUUGCUAACUUAAGUAACUGUAUGAAGAAAAUCAAUAUAGCUAGAUUAUACAAUACCAAGCUGAAAUAAAUUAGAAAUUUUAUCCUCUCUAAAUAGAAAAAUGCAAAAUAUUAAUGUUAUUAUUUUCGAUAUAUGUUAAAAUUGGAAACAUUUAAAAAGCUGAAGAAAUCUUUUAAUAAAUCAUGCUUAAUAUUGAUUAUAAUUAUGGAAAGGAUAGUAUUUAGCUUAUUUAAUCAAUUGAAGAGUUGAGUAAUUUUUACAUUAAAAAAAAAUAAUUUUCCUAAGGUUUAGAUUACUAUUUUUAAAUUGAAAAUAUAUUGACAAACCAAGUAGGAUAUAAUCAUCCAAAAGCUGCAUUUUGCUCAUCAAUGAUAGCUGAAAUAUUUUUGAAAAUUGGUGACUCGGUAAAAUCUAUUUAAUAUUAUGAAAAAAGUUUGGAUUAAUAUAUAGACUUUGAAUAAACGUACUUUUAUUCCAUAAUUGAUGUCUUACUUAAAUUGAGUGAGCUAUACUAUGAGAAAUUUGAUUUUAUGAGAUCUGAGGAUAAAUCCUAAAAAGCACUCUAGCUAUAUUACAUAUAUAAAAAGAAUUAAAAUAUUUAAGAUCAAUAAUCAUUAGAUUAUGCUUUUUUGAAGCUUCUUAAUGUUUCAAUGAAAUUGAUGCUCUAAACAAAAAAUUUUGAUUAAAAAAAAAUAAUGCUAUACACUUAAGAUUUUUGGUUAAUUUGUCUUUAAGUAGAUAUCUAGAGCUACCCUGAACUAGUAGGAGAAAGUUUUAUGUUAUGCUUAAUAUUAAACUUGAUAGAAGCUGAUUAUAAAGAGAGGUAUUAUUUUGUUGAAUUGAUCAACCAAAUCAAUUUAUACAAGAAUACCAUCGAAAUAUUAGAGGAUAGUAAUGAGAAUAAGCAGCAAGCAGAGUUUGAAAGAAUAAAUGUUUAUUUUUAACAAUUUUAUUAAGAAAUAAAAUCUAACCCGCUCAUUUGCUAACUAAUAUCCACAAUACUAAGAGUUUAUUAUAGAGAGAUAAGCUAAAUAAGGCCUCAUUUUGACAUAAAAUGUUAUCUUUAAAACUCUAAUAACUUUGAAUACAUUAGCAAAUAUCCCUAAAUGCUUAAUAAAGUAAUAUAAUUUGCAGAAAUAUUCGCAAGUGUUAUUGGCUUUGGCUAAUGUAAAUUAUUUGUAUCUUUCGACUAUGAUUUCUAAAAAUUUAUGUGA